Messenger RNA from Trichoderma breve, 1098 nucleotides. Its product is annotated as membrane dipeptidase (Peptidase family m19) domain-containing protein. Bases 1 to 1098 code for a protein of 365 amino acids. Gene Ontology annotation, biological process: proteolysis. Gene Ontology annotation, molecular function: metallodipeptidase activity. Lineage: Eukaryota; Fungi; Ascomycota; Sordariomycetes; Hypocreales; Hypocreaceae. The record is from RefSeq and is a predicted model, not a curated record. The transcript has 7 exons.
AUGGAGUCCGCUAAUGACCAUCUCAUUCUUGCUAAGAAAUUACUCGCCGAAACUCCUCUAGUCGAUGGACAUAAUGACUUUCCGUUUAUGAUUCGGGGGUGGCAUUCCGGAAGAAUUGGCGAAAUUGAUGCUCGCCGAAUGACCAUUGCUCAUACUGACAUGGAACGACUACGAAAGGGCUGUGUUGGAGGUGUAUUUUGGAGCGCCUAUGUACCUUGCCCAAACGAAAAUUCGACCAACAAUUUCUCGACCGAAAUCCACUACGAGAGCCUUCGAGCCACACUUCAACAAAUCGACAUCAUUCAUACAUUAGUCGAAAGGCACCCUGAUGACCUUCAGCUUGCGACAACUUCUAAAGAAGUAUGGCAUGCUUUCCAAUCUGGCAAAGUAGCAAGCUUGAUUGGUGUCGAGGGCUUGCACCAGAUUGCCAAUAGUGCCAGUGCUUUGAGAAAUUUCCACAGGCUGGGUGUGCGCUACAUCACCCUAACACACGACAGUAACAAUCUCUAUGCAGACUCAACUAACGCCGCCGCCUCGCAUCAUGGUGGAUUGUCUGAGAAAGGCGUGGAAAUGAUCAAGGAGAUGAAUCGAAUUGGAAUGAUUGUUGAUCUAUCGCACACGUCGGUACAAGUCCAGAAAGAAGCUUUGUCCAUAGCUAAGGCUCCAGUCAUCUUCUCUCAUUCUUCAUGUUCUUCCGUAACAUGGCAUCCGCGCAAUAGUCCAGACGAUGUUUUGGAUAUGCUGAAGAUCAAUGGCGGCGUUUUUAUGGUGUCAUUUCUUCGCAAACUUACCGAUGCCAAUAAUCCGACUUUGAGCAGAGUCGCAGACCACAUACAAUAUGUUGGAGAAAGAAUUGGAUAUGAGCAUGUGGGCAUUGGAUCCGAUUUCGAUGGUGUUAUGCAAACUCCCCUUGGGCUGGAGGAUGUUUCCAAGUUCCCCUUCCUUAUUGCUGAGCUGCUAAUGCGCGGUAUACCUGAGCCGUCCAUCAAAGAAAUAAUGAAAGGGAAAGGUGUAGAAAUGUUACAUGACUGGAUCGAGCCGAUCUGGGACGAGCAAGUCAAAGAUGAGGUCAAGCGGGUUAGAGGUGUUGUUGAAUAG